CUCUCUCUCUCUCGCUCCCUCCCUCCCUCCCUCCCUCUCUCCCUUUCUCCCUCUCCUGCAUUGCUUUGUGCUCAUGGAAGUUAACACCACAACUGUUGCACCCUCAGGGCCAUUUGACCUUGCCGGAAAAAACCAUACUAACAAACACCACCUUUCAAAUUCUCAGCCCUACCACCACCACCACCAUGGAUUCUUUCUUUCAAAAUCUGUUCUCAUUGUCAUCAUACCUACCAUCUCAGUUAUGGUCAUUCUUUCUAUAAUCUUCAUCUUAUUAAUGCUUCGACGGCUCGCCAAGUCCACGAAAACAAAUGGUAACAUUUACAAAGAGACUAGCUUGAUUAAUACAAAAAGCAGGUUCAUUGCUCAAACCACAGUGGACUUAAAUUCUAGCCCAGAUGUGAAGGGUGGGUGUCUCCAAGGAGGGAAUUCUGGGAGGUCAUUUAGGGCACCUGCACUGACAACACCAAGUAGAUACAAAGGAGUCCAAGUGUUCUCAUACAAAGAACUCGAGGAAGCCACUGAUAAAUUCAGCGAGGCAAAUGUGAUAGGGCAUGGUAGGUUUGGAGUGGUGUAUAAGGGGGUCCUAAGAGAUGGGACAGUGGCAACAAUUAAGAUGCUGCGCAGGGAAGGCAGGCAAGGCGAGCGUGCCUUUAGGGUUGAGGUUGAUCUGCUAAGCCGGUUGCACUCUCCAUACUUGGUGGAGCUACUUGGCUAUUGUGCUGACCAGCACCAUAGGCUCCUCAUAUUUGAAUGCAUGCCCCAUGGUACUCUGCAACGCCAUCUGCAUCCUACAAUCAAUCAUCAGCCGUUGGAUUGGGGGACCCGAUUGAGGAUAGCCCUUGAUUGUGCCAAGGCCCUUGUGUUCCUCCAUGAACAUGCCACCCCAUCUGUUAUACACCGAGACUUCAAGUGCACCAAUGUUCUACUGGAUCAAAACUUUCGUGCCAAGGUGUCGGAUUUCGGAUUGGCCAAGAUGGGUUCUGACAAGAUCAACGGUCAGAUUUCGACGCAGGUGCUGAGGACCACGGGAUAUCUGGCACCAGAGUAUGCCUCAACUGGAAAGCUCACUACAAGAUCAGAUGUAUUCAGCUAUGGCGUGGUUCUUUUAGAACUCUUAACAGGGCGCGUGCCAAUAGACACAAAACGGCCUCCUGGAGAGCAUGUCCUUGUCUCGUGGGCUCUUCCAAGGUUAACUAACAGAGAGAAAGUAUUGGAAAUGGUUGAUCCAGUUCUUCAGGGGCAAUUCUCACAGCGGGAUCUAAUUCAGAUAGCAGCUAUUGCAGCAAUGUGUGUGCAGCCAGAAGCUGAAUAUCGGCCUCUAAUGACGGAUGUCGUACCAUCUCUAAUUCCUCUGGUUAAAAACUCCUGUUAUGGUGCUUCCUCUGGUUCGUCUAGGUUUCUGAAUCAAACACCAAGUCCAAGGUAUUAGGGUUUCCUCCAGAUAAAAAGAAAAAAAAAUGGAUUAGGGUUCAUGUGAAAACUGCAAAUUGAAGCAAAAAUGUGGAUCGAUCUUUCAUUGAGUUUAAGUACGGUUGACUCCUGAA
Molecule: messenger RNA, 1544 nt
Organism: Malus domestica (apple)
Lineage: Eukaryota; Viridiplantae; Streptophyta; Magnoliopsida; Rosales; Rosaceae
Product: probable serine/threonine-protein kinase PBL7
Biological process (GO): protein phosphorylation
Molecular function (GO): ATP binding; protein kinase activity
Source: RefSeq, a predicted model, not a curated record